CGAACACUAGGUGAAGGUAAACAGACUGUCAGGAAAGAAAGUGAAACUCCCCUUCCUCUUCCUCUAACUGUGAUAAAUCUAGCAUAAUUACUCUUAAAAACUGUAGUAACAAUGAAACCUUCAGGUGCUAUUAGAUAUCCAGUACAAGGUGUGACCCUCCACAGAGUUGCUGCCGGCAAGAGGUCCCAAGGAGAUGGCCAGGAGCAGGUGGAUGCCCCGCCUUCUCUUGCCUGUGAAACGGGAAGUUCUAUCAGUACAGAGCCAGGGAAUCAGAAACCCACACCACACAUUGCUGAGGAGAAGGCUAAAACAGAGGGAAAGCCCCUAGACCGGAAAACCAAAUCAGAACCAAAGUUGAGUCUAGGGGCUAAGAAAGAGGGUGGAGGACCUAGGAAGCAGGGAUCCGAGAAAUACCUGCCCGAGGUGGCUGACAUCGCCCAUAAGCUGACGAAGGUAUCUGUGAUGUCCACCCCAGACACCCACCUUCUCAACACUCCCCCAAAGGACAUGCAAAGCAAGCGCAUGAUUCCAGUGCUCCCUUGCUCUCCAAGAGGAGGAGUUGCCGCAGCACUUUCCGCUGCUGCCAGAGAAGGAUCCACAAGCCUCUACACUCAUAAGCGCAAGGAACCGAAGUUUGUGCCGUAUGAGCCCUACAAAGGCUGCGUGAAGCCAAUUUUCACCAAAAAGAAGACAAAAGUUGUGCAGCAAGCAGCAGCAGGGAAGUCUGUUCCAGUGGUGUCAGAGGAUAAGUACAGUGACCCUAAAGCAGAGCCAGUAGGUGAUGAACAGAAGACCACAGAGAAGCUAAACAUCAUGGUCAAGGACUUCGAGCGCGAGAGAGCAUCUUGGGAGAAACAGACCAAGGUGCUCAUCGAGGAGAAGAAAAGCAUGGAGGAGCAAUUUAGCCAAAUGAAGAAGGACAAGACUAAUUUGGAGAGUCAGUUGAAGAUUCAGUCUCAGGUUAAUACAGAACUCAAGAAACUCUUAGUGGCCUCUGUGGGAGAAGAUGUACAGGGUCAAGUGCAGGUCCUCACUGAAGACAAGGCGCGGAUGGCCACCAUGAUUCGGCGGUACUCGGAGAGGGUUGACCGUGAUUACGAGGAGAAGGAACGGAUGGAGAUUCAGUGCGAUGUGUGGCGGUCUAAGUUCCUCGGGAGCAGCAUGUUGGUAGACGAGUUGGCAGGGUGGAAGGCUGCUCUCAUGCGACACAUCGACGAGGCGGAGGAAGCCCUUCACGUGAUGAUGGACGAACACGACAUGGCGAGGCAACAUGUCCUGAACAUGUAUAGGAUGAACAAACAACUUCGCGAUGCAUUCGACCCCCUUGCAGCACAGUCUGGCGGUGUUGUUUCGCUCACCUCAGCCGAUCUCGUGACACUGGCUGUGGACGGGGACGUGCUUGCAGAGACGGUUCGGGAUCGGCUCCUUGGCGACCUAGGGAGGGCUGUGGGCUGCGGGCUUUCAGUGGAGGGCCUUGAGACGCUGACUCCUGGCGAGAAGAUGGCGCGGCAGGCUUGUGGGAAGAAAAUCAAGAAGCCAUUUGUCCUGGGCUGGCGAAACAAGGACGGACGGGCUACUUGUGAAGGAUGCAGCACUGUCUCCCCGGGACGAAAUGCCAUGAUGCACCGGUUCCACCCCAAUACACGUUACGAACAUGUCACCGUCAACUGCUGCGCCCACUGCAAUGGGGAAAUCAAAGUUGUCUGAUUUAUUUAUUUCGCUUAGUUUCUUCUUUCAUGUUUCAGUUUAGUUUAGUUCAUUUUUCAUCUCUCUUUUAUGACGGUUUGAUGGAAACAGAAUGUUAUGUAGAGAUUUUUAUUUUUUCGUCUUUUUCUUUUUCUUCUUUUUCUUCUUCUUCUACAAGAUUUUUCUCUCUUUCUUUUUUUAUACCUCAUUUUUUUUUUUUUUUCUCUUCUUCUUCUUCUUCUUCUUCUUCUUCUUCUUCUUAAGGGGAAGGGAAGCACAUGCUAAGAUUUUCCAUUUAUUAGUUUUCUUUUGGGGGAGGAAGGUAUAGGGGCAAGAAAGAAUGUUUAUUGUGUGCCUCUGUGAUAAUGUAGACGAUGGAAAACAGAGAAAUUAUUUUAAGUGACGAAGAAGAAAGAGAAAGAGAGAGAGAGAGGGAGAGAGAGAAAGAAAGAUAAUGAUAUUAUGGAUUGUAUUUUUAUAUGUAUUUUUUAUUUCCUUGCUCUCUUUCUGUCUCUCUUUCCCAUUUUUAUGAUAAACAAAUAGUGUUGGAUUUAUUUAUUACAGUGUCAAUACUUAUGUAGUGGAAAUGAUAAUGAGGUUUAUUUUUAGGUUGUAAUACGAAAAUCUUUCUUAUACAGGUUUUUUUUGUUUUUGUUUUUUUGAUGGGAAGGAAGAAGGGAGGGAAAGAAUAUCAUAUGUUAUUCUUUUCAAUGCAUUGUUGUUACUGUGUGUUGCAUAGAUCACCUUUCGGUAGAGGUGCACACAGAUGUAUAUGAUAAUUAAUACACACACGCACACACACACACACAUGUACGCACGCACACACACACACACACACACACACACACACACACACACACACACACACACACACACACACACACACACACACACACACACAGACACAAACACAUUUAUUUUAUAGUGCUUUAAGUGUAAGCAAUAUUUAUACCAAAGAAGAUGACCAUAUGUAUAUCAGAGUGCCGAUGUUUCUUAUUAGUCUUUUCGUUACUCCCUUUUGGACUAGAGUUCAGGUUGUGACAGAAGGAGAAGUCACGUCAUAAAGCUAUACAUAUGGAGCCUACAUGAAUCAGUAUUAAUUUGCUGGUGAAAAUAGGGCCCCUUGUUAUCUUGUUAUUCCUUAGGAUAUUGUUAGAUCCAGGAAUUUAGUUUUAUUAUUGUUGUGAAUCUUUUCAUCUUUUUCUUCUUCUCCUUUUCUUUUCCUUUCUUUAUAGACCGAGCUGAAAAUCCUGUUAGGAUGAUGAUGCUGUCUUUUGAGAUUACAGUUUGUCAAUUACUCUUUGAUAUUGGACAAGGAAAUUAAAUCCUGUCGACAGGAGUUCGAUCUGCAUUCCUACUCUGCCCAUUGUUCUGAAAGGAUAAAAUCAUCUUGUAAAUAAAGAUUUCUCAUAAA
Messenger RNA from Penaeus chinensis, 3100 nucleotides. Its product is annotated as golgin-45-like. NCBI's taxonomy places the organism in Eukaryota, Metazoa, Arthropoda, Malacostraca, Decapoda, Penaeidae. Gene Ontology annotation, cellular component: Golgi membrane. The record is from RefSeq and is a predicted model, not a curated record. Gene Ontology annotation, biological process: Golgi organization; Golgi to plasma membrane protein transport. The transcript has 9 exons. The coding region runs from base 112 to 1707 and encodes 531 amino acids.